Magnolia sinica is the source of this 2462-nucleotide messenger RNA. Its product is annotated as aldehyde dehydrogenase 22A1. Bases 192 to 1979 code for a protein of 595 amino acids. The transcript has 14 exons. The record is from RefSeq and is a predicted model, not a curated record. Gene Ontology annotation, molecular function: aldehyde dehydrogenase (NAD+) activity. Lineage: Eukaryota; Viridiplantae; Streptophyta; Magnoliopsida; Magnoliales; Magnoliaceae.
GUCAAUCUGCCCUCAUCACAUCAGACCAUCAGACAAAUAAAAGCUCCAAAAUCCCAAACUCCUUUCCUUUUCUUCCUUACUCUAUAUCUAUCCCUUCCUUCAAAUCCCGGCAUUCCCAUACCCUGCAUUUUUAUUUUUUUCCGCUAGGGUUUUUCUUUUACUUCUUCUUUCAAUCUUCUUCAGAUUCUUCAAUGGCGUUCUGGUGGCCUCUGCUCGUCCUCGGGCUCGCGUACGUGCUCUGCCGCUUCUUGCUCAUGCUCAUCCCUCCAAACGUGCCUUCGAUCGAUGUCGAUGCCUCCGAUGUGUUGGAUGAUGGAAGCCAAGCGAAGGAGAACAGCUACAUUUAUAUCCCGAGAAAGGGAAGGGCUGUUCAGUCAGAUAAAGUUCAGUGCUACGAGCCUGCAACAAUGAAGUACUUGGGAUAUUUCCCUGCGCUUACACCUGAUGAGGUCAGUGAUCAUGUGGCACAGGCAAGGAAGGCACAGAAGAAAUGGGCAAAGAGUAGCUUCAAGCAAAGGCGACAGUUUCUGCGGAUACUUUUGAAGUAUAUUAUUGAACACCAGGAGCUGAUAUGCGAAACUUCUUCUCGAGAUACUGGAAAGACAAUUGUAGAUGCUUCUUUGGGAGAGAUUAUGACUACAUGUGAGAAGAUCACUUGGCUUCUUGCACAGGGUGAGCGGUGGCUGAAGCCUGAGUACAGGUCUUCUGGAAGGUCAAUGCUGCACAAGAUAUCAAAAGUGGAAUUCCAUCCACUUGGUGUGAUUGGUGCAAUUGUUUCUUGGAAUUAUCCAUUCCACAAUAUUUUUAAUCCCAUGCUAGCAGCUGUAUUCUCGGGAAACGGUGUGGUGAUAAAGGUCUCAGAACAUGCAAGCUGGUCUGGAUGUUUCUAUUUCCGAAUUAUUCAAGCUGCUCUUGCUGCUGUUGGAGCUCCAGAGACCCUGGUCCAUGUAAUAACAGGAUAUGCUGAAACAGGAGAAGCUCUCGUGUCUUCAGUAGACAAAGUCAUUUUUGUGGGAUCACCUGGUGUGGGAAGGAUGAUAAUGAAACAUGCUGCAGAUACAUUGAUACCAGUUACCCUCGAGCUUGGCGGAAAAGAUGCAUUCAUUGUGUGUGAGGAUGUAGAUGUACCUCAUGUUGCGCAAAUAGCAGUUAGGGCUGCUCUUCAAUCUAGUGGGCAGAAUUGUGCUGGUGCUGAGAGAUUUUAUGUUCACCGGGACAUUUAUUCUACUUUUGUUGCUCAAGUAGUCAAAAUUGUAAAAUCUGUAUCUGUUGGACCCCCACUAGCAGGGAAAUAUGACAUGGGAGCAAUAUGUUUGCAAGAGCACGCUGACAAGCUUCAAAACCUUGUGAAUGAUGCCUUGGAUAAGGGGGCUGAAAUUGCUGGUAGAGGAAGCUUUGGCAAUUUAGGUGAAGAUGCAGUUGACCAGUUCUUUCCACCUACCGUCCUGGUGAAUGUUAACCACACAAUGAAGUUGAUGCAAGAGGAGGCUUUCGGGCCGAUCAUCCCGAUUAUGAAAUUUAGUACCGAUGAAGAGGCUAUCAAUCUCGCUAAUGACUCAGACUAUGGACUCGGCUGUGCUGUGUUCUCUGGCAGCCAACGCCGUGCAAAAGAGAUUGCUUCCCAAUUACAUUGUGGAGUUGCUGCAAUUAAUGAUUUCGCAUCAUCAUACAUGUGUCAGUCCCUGCCAUUUGGGGGUGUGAAACACAGCGGAUUUGGAAGAUUUGCUGGGGUGGAGGGACUGCGAGCUUGCUGCCUCGUCAAAUCAGUUGUGGAGGAUAGAUGGUGGCCAUAUAUCAAAACCAUGAUCCCGAAGCCACUUCAGUAUCCUGUUGCAGAUAAUUGCUUCGAAUUUCAAGAGUCGCUUGUUGAAGCUCUCUACGGCUUGAACGUGUGGGAUCGACUGCGGGCAUUGGUUAAUGUCAUAAAGAUCCUUUCAGAGCAUAACAGUGCUGCCGGCCCUGCGGGAAGGAAUCAGUAAUUCCACGGCUGUGUUACCUCCCAGAAGCAGUUAGGUUUGUUUCAUGGAUCUGCUGACUUUAUUAUGGAGUUUCAUGGGCUGUGGUUUCCUAGCUGACAUUCUACUGCCAUUAUCUUUUACCAUGAUCAUUGACCAAGCCCUGGGACCUCAAUGUUCCAACCCUUGAAAUGAGUCUUAACCUACAUCCAUGUCUAGAUGGAUCCUUUGGCCCCCAUUUCAUAUGGCGUUUGUGUUCUACAUGUAAUGUAGUGUUCUCAAGAUAGUACAGUAGCUUAGCUACCAGAAAUAACUGCCACAUUACUACAAUUAACAGUGUUAAAACCUAGAUCUUGGGGCUAAUGCAACAAGUUCUAGGAAGUCCGGUUUAGCCAUGUAAUUCACACAAAAUAUUAGGUUGAUUUGUGGUGUAACCGCAUCUAGAGAAAAGAAAUAUGGAAGAAGAUGAUUUAGAUGCAAUACAUGUUUUUCUCCCCUUCUGCUUUA